AUGGAAUCAAUUUAUAGAAAAGAUCUUUCGUCAUGUUUUUGUUCGUUUAUUCCAUUUUUUCUUUCUAUACCAUUUAUAUUUGUUUAUUAUCUUCAACGUUUAUCGUUACAAACUUCAGUCUUUUUCAUCUUACUUUUAUUUAUCAUUCAUUUUCUUGUAUUCAAUCGUUUUUAUACUAAAGAAAUAUUUCUUCGUGCUCAUUUUUUAACAUUAAUUCUAACAAUCGGUUUUAUAUGGUCAAUAACAUCACUCGCAAUUGGUUUAUUUACUAUUACAUUAUCAAUAUUUCAUUUAAGUGAAUAUAUAUCAGUCGGUAUAUGGUGUCCAAGAACAUUGAAUAUAAAUUCAUUUUUAUUAAAUCAUUCACCACAAUAUCAUGCAGCUAUAUUAAUUGCUUAUUUAGAAUAUUUUAUUGAAAAAUAUUAUUUUUUUCCAAAUGGUUUUCCUUAUCAUUGGAUCAUGAUUAUAAUUGGCUUAAUAAUGAUUAUAAGUGGUGAAUAUUUACGUAAAUUAGCAAUGUAUACGGCAAAAGAAAAUUUUUCACAUUUAAUUGAAGAUAAACCAAAUCGAGAUCAUCGUUUAAUUACACAUGGAAUAUAUCAAUAUUAUCGUCAUCCAUCAUAUGUUGGAUGGUUUUGGUGGGCAUGUGGAACACAAGUAUUACUUGCCAAUCCAAUAUGUUUUUUUAUUUAUUUAUUCUCAACUUGGUUUUUUUUUGCUGACCGUAUUGUUUAUGAAGAAGCGACAUUAACACGAUAUUAUGGAAAUGUUUAUCGUGAUUAUCAGAAACGUGUACCUGUUGUUGGUCUUACAUUACUUAUUUUAGGAUGUGCUCUUUCAAAUUAUAAUUGGUGGCCAACAUUUGUCAUUAUAUUUUAUGUAUUAUGUCCAAUUCCGUUGGCAAUUGGAAAUCGAUGUACAUCAUAUGAUGGUUAUAGUACAAGUGACACAAGUCCAUGUAAAGAUUUUAUGUGGUUUCUAACAAGUGCUAUUGUUGCUUCAGCAUUUGGUUUACCAGCUAUUUUAUUUCGAGCAAAUGUUAUUCUAGCCGGUUCAAUGGGUUUUGUAAUGGCAGCCAAUGCAGUUAUAUUCAUAACAAUUUCAAUCUAUUUUAUCACAUACAAUUCUGAUGAUAGUUUAGGAAAUUUUUAA
Messenger RNA from Rotaria sordida, 1152 nucleotides. The record is from the annotation of a GenBank genome assembly. Lineage: Eukaryota; Metazoa; Rotifera; Eurotatoria; Philodinida; Philodinidae.